This is a messenger RNA of Triticum turgidum subsp. durum (durum wheat), 1275 nucleotides long. The record is from the annotation of a GenBank genome assembly. NCBI's taxonomy places the organism in Eukaryota, Viridiplantae, Streptophyta, Magnoliopsida, Poales, Poaceae.
AUGAUUGAUCACCAACGCGCAGAGGAAAUGCAAGUUAAUAACGAGGCAUCUCCAGGGUGUCUCAAGCCAAAUAUUUCUCAGUAUAACCCUCAAGAACAUAGAGGUGGCAUUGAAGGAUUUCCUGAGAAUAAUGAAAAAAAGAAUGAUAGUAUUGCAGAAGAUAAAGUAUGGGGGGCAUCUCCUCUCCCAAAUCAAGGAUUUGGCAGACCCUUCUACCGCCAGGAAUUUUAUGCCUGGCCGCAUGUUUAUUCUGAUUACCAAAUCCUGCGGCAGCCACAACCUUAUGGAUUUGACAAUCAGUUUUAUCAGAUAAAUAGGGAUACCUGUUUCCCCAUUGAGAGAAGAGUUCAGUUCCCCUUGAAGAUGCUCCCUCAAGGUUACCCUCAUGAUGCACAACUUCAGGAAUUUCAAUAUUUUGUGGUUAUUGACUUUGAAGCAACCUGUGACAAGGAGAAUAAUCCACAUCCACAAGAGAUCAUUGAGUUUCCAUCUGUCUUGGUUAACAGUGCAACGGGACAAUUAGAAGCUUCCUUUCAAACAUAUGUUCGACCAGCAUAUCAUCAAAAUUUGACUGACUUCUGCAAGGAGCUUACCGGUAUACAACAGAUUCAGGUGGACAGAGGUGUACCUCUAAGUGAAGCCUUGCUCAUGCAUGAUAAAUGGUUAGAGGACAAAGGAAUAAAGCACAAGAACUUCGCUGUUGUGACCUGGUCCAACUGGGAUUGCCGUGUGAUGCUGGAAUCAGAAUGCAGGUUCAAGAGAAUCAGGAAGCCCCCUUAUUUCGACAGGUGGAUCAACUUGAAGGUCCCUUUCCAAGAAGUCUAUGGGGGUGUUCGGUGCAACUUGAAGGAUGCAGUUCAGUUGGCUGGUCUGACGUGGGAGGGUCGUGCCCACUGUGGGCUUGACGACGCUCGCAAUACUGCUCGCCUCCUUGCGCUGUUGAUGCACAGGGGAUUCAAGUUCUCCAUCACCAACUCGCUUGUGUGGCAGCAACCUUCCCCGCUGGCAAUAACGUGCCAGCCAUCCCCAUCCCCUGACCGUUCUCCAGACCUCACCCUGUUGCAGCAGCACAAGGCAAAGGAGAUGUUGGGACCUCAUCUCCAUGCUCACCCAUAUGCCGGCAAGGCCGCUGGACAGGUUUGCUUCUGUGGAGCGCCGAGCAGGCCGAACACUGUACGCAAACCGGGUCCGAUGCAGGGAAGGCAUUUCUAUGGAUGCGGCAACUGGACCGUCACGAGGCGGGCCAUAUGCACGUUCUUUGCAUGGGCGUCGUGA